Messenger RNA from Motacilla alba alba, 17766 nucleotides. RefSeq names its product La ribonucleoprotein 1, translational regulator (gene LARP1). Gene Ontology annotation, cellular component: cytosol; cytoplasmic stress granule. The record is from RefSeq and is a predicted model, not a curated record. NCBI's taxonomy places the organism in Eukaryota, Metazoa, Chordata, Aves, Passeriformes, Motacillidae. Gene Ontology annotation, molecular function: RNA cap binding. The coding region runs from base 9833 to 12439 and encodes 868 amino acids. The transcript has 20 exons. Gene Ontology annotation, biological process: positive regulation of translation; mRNA stabilization.
CCCCCGCGGGGGCCCUUCCCCGGGCCGCGGCCUGCGCUGCCCACGUGUGCGCGGCCGCGGCUCCCCCGCGCAGGCCGCGCCGCCUUUCUCUGCCGACUCAUGGCGGCGGCGGGGCCGGGGGCCGCGGCCGAGCGCGGCUCUGCCCGGCGCGGUCGCUGCCCCGGGCUAGGGGCACGGCUGGGGAACGGGGGUCCCCGAAAAGGGAAGUGGAGGGGCUGCGCUGUCCAAAUCGUGCUUGUAACCCGCUGCUGUCGUCAGCAAAGGCUGAAACUGCGGAACACCAUUUCCUCGCCUGUCGGGAUGGGUGUUGCGCUCCUCUCGUACCUGCUUCAAGUGAAUCGGGACUAGGAGCAAACCACAAAAGUUUUCACUAAGCGUCUUGUUUGGGAAAGACUUAAUCUUUUUCUACCUGUCUCUGUUAGCUCUGGAAACACGUUGCCAGAUGUGCCAUCAGAUUCCCACUUACUGUACGUGCCAGUGUUUUGUAAGAACUGUUACUACCUAGCAUGGUGAUUCAUCAGAGUUAUUGAUCUCUGGGAGAUGGACAGCUCUGCAAUUUCCACCUGGAAAGCUGUCAUCUGAAUGAGAAGUGUAGAGGACAAGUUAAUCGUGCCGGGUAGAAGGCUGUGUUCUGAUUGUUUGGUGGUUUGUCAUUGUAGUCAUGGACAUAAGCAAAGCUUAAGGAAAUCCAGGACAGCGUGGCUGUCUGCAUUUGCCUCGUGCGUUGUGACACAAAACUGGUCACAUCGCUCCUUUGUGUGAAGGUUGCACUCUAUUGUGAUGCCUUCUGAGAUAACGACCCCAAGAAAAAAAAACAAAAUAAUGCAAAACUCCAAGGUUGAGUGUUCCUGUUUGAGUCUCCUGUGUAAGGAGUGUUCAGAUUCAUCGCCAGCCUCAUCGGUUGCAAAGGUGUGACUUGUCAGAGUCAGCAGCGACGAGGCAGCUGCCCAGCACAAGCAGGGGGCCCUUGCAACUCCUGGGAUGAUGAUUUGAGGGAGAGAGUGAGGGUGUGUCAUUAGCGUGUCCACGCAGUUGUAGGGUAAGGGAGUAAUGCUGCAACACUCAGAAUUGUCCUUGGGCCCAGCACAGUUGUCUCUGUAUUCCCAAAUGUGUUUAAAAAAUGGAAUUUGUUAGUGGAGCGUUUUGGGACUCUUGGCAGCAGCGCCUGGUUCUAGCAGUGCCCCCAGUGCUGCUGCCUGGCUCUCCUCUCUUGGGCCAUUGUUUCUUUUGCUGCGUGUUCAUUAGCAGAAGAGAAAACGUGUAAAAUAAACACGGCUGGUGAGCUCCCACGAGAGGCAGGCUGGCAGCUGACCUUGCCUGGCAGCCCUGCACCCAGGUACCUUCUUGCGGAGUUGCAGGCUCAUGUUGUGUCUUCAUUUCAUUGGAUGGAGGAUUUGUUUUGGCAGGCGCUUACCAAAAAAGAUCUGGAGCGCGAAUUUGUUUGAAAGAAUCAGCUGGUGAGGUGAGUUGUCGUGACCUCCAGGAGGAUCACCCAAGGAAAGCGACUCUUUUUCGAUGCUUGAAGUGGUUCUGAACUCUGGAAAGUCACUCCUGGAAGUCGCUGGUUUCUCAGCAGAGCUUACAAGGCUUUUGCUCAUAAUCCAGCAGUGUUCCCAGUGCAGUGCUUCUGUGCUGGAGAUACUAAAUAUUUCCAGCCCUGAUCCGCCAGAGGUAGUGAGGAGACCAGAGAGUGUAGUGCAGACAGCUCUGUAAAGAUGUAGGGAUACCUCUGACUUGUUUUACAGGCUUUGAAAGCCCUUAUUUUUUUUGUAAUGAUAAUAUUAAUUUAUAGACCCACAGAGCAGAUUUAAUGGACAAGACCUUCUCCUUAGGCGUUCACGCAUUCUUGUAAUGGCCUGCCAUGGAAUUGGUGCUUAUAAAAAUAAAAGCAUUGAGCUCAGGGAGAACAGCCACCUGCAAGAUCUUGGUGAGUUUCUGCUGUCCGUUUUGGAGUAUGGAUAGGGAAGAGCUUAACAAAUCCACCUCCAGGUGGUCAAAACACCAGCCUGUUUUGAACUGUGUGACUCGCCACAGCUGGGUAAGUUGAGUGCAUUUGGGGCCUAACACAGGGACUGAAGAACAGGGUCGUUUUUUCAUGGAUUAGGAUUUACCUUUAGAAGCUUGUGCUUUGCCUACCUGCUGCAGUAUUUUUAUGCUCAAAGUUGGCAGUGAAGCCUGUAAUAUAAUAGGAUGUUCGAGCAAACCUUUCUGCUUUUUCAGGAAGGAGGGCUCUUGAAUUGAAGCCUCUCCUUGCUUCUUAACCUCCCAAAAGCACAAUGGCUUGGCAGUAAGUGGGGCAGCCAUUAGGUCAAGUUAGACACCAGUGUUACUGCUGAUGCUGUGAGUGGAGGAGGCUGAGGCUCUUCUGGAGUGGCACACCAAGAUGCACGUUACCUUUUUUAUUUGUGUGUGUUUCUGUCAGAGGAAGGAGGGGGGGAUCCUUUGAGUCCUGAGGUACACAUGGUCCUGUCCCAUGUGGCAGGGCUUGUACUUGACACUCCUGACUGCUUGUGAGGGAUGCUGCAGAGCUGUAAUGAUGCCUCAUUUUUACUCUCUAAUGAUCUAGUAGCAAGGUCUGUGUGACCAUGCCCUCGUUAUUACAUGUUCUCUUCUUAUCAUGUAAAUAAAUGCAGCCAGCAGCCUCACUGACACAUGAUGGUAGUGGAUGUGUGUCUGUGGUAGUGAAGGAAACGUUUUCUGGCAAAACCAGCUUUGCACUACUGGCUAUAAACCAAAGUCAAAGUGUUUUCUUCAGUUCUUCUGUAGAUGAGAAGUGUGGCUUGCAGUUCAAGCAGCUCGACCUUCUGGAACAUGUUGUACUCCUCCGCUGUGCCCUGCACCAGGGCUGAUGCUGAUGCAAGCCUUGGUGAGGACAGGUGUUAACAGCACCCCAUUUUGAAAACCUGCUGGAUGUAUUUCAAGAAAUGUUGCAUCAAGGCACUUGGCACUUCUUUAUUUUUAAAGCCAUUUACAUCUUGGAAGUAAGAACAUGCAGGUUUUAAUGACUGGCACUGCAAUCGCUCAGCUUUGCCUGGGCUAACUUUUAAAAUUCUCCCUGUAAGUGCUUGGCCAGGGAAAGCGGUGUAUUUCCUAGUGGAGAUGCAGGAGGUGCUUUGAUUUCUUGAGCAGAGUUUCCUGCAUGCUGUUUGGCAAACGUGCUGGGUGGAUAAGCAGUGCUUUCCAGAAGGCACACCUUAGUUGCUAGCAGCAAGCACCAGGGGUGAGCUGACUGUUGUUGAGAGUGCGUGUUGCUUUAUGCCCGAGCAGAGUCUGACUUGGCUACCAGUACUGAGGAGAAGGCAGGGGAAGAUUCAUUAGCAUCUCACCCCUUGCUGACUAACUCCCCAUAGGGCUUUCCUUGAAAUCAGCCUCCAGUGCAGGAGAUAAGAUGGAUGGGAAGCUUGUUUUACCAUUGGCAUUUCUUCGUGUUCAGAGUAGACACAUCUGCUUGCUCAGGUAUCCAGCUUGGUAGUCCUGCACACACCUAUUUCCAAAGUGUUGGGCAAUUCUCACUCUGUCGUGGCACGUAGUGUUGGAGCUCCUCUGGCUGUUGCAACAGAGCUGCUAUCGCAGCAGGAGGCCCCCACCACCGCUCCAAAUUUCCUCUCCAAACUCCUGUUUUGUUCCAUUCCCACAACUCGCGUUCGAGUAACUCUUCCCAUCUUGUUGGGGAGGAUGAGGGUAACUGGAACUUGUUGCUCAAAAAAAAGUGAGCCUUAGUGUUUUCCCUCCCCCACAUACCUUUGCCCUUCAGCUUUGUGCUGGACCUUUGCCCUGUUCUGCACUGUUUGUUUCGGGCAGAGAAGGCUGGGGAAUGCAGCACGGCUCCUGGGAGCUGACUCACUGGCCCUGGUUGCUGGGCUUCAGUGCCUGCUUCUGCUGCGACCUCCAGUUCCAGAUUGCCAGCUCCAAGGCAUCGCUGGAGGAUCCUCUCCAGCCAUCUCCUUACCCUCACAGCUCUUCUUUUAAACUUUAUAUUGCUCAUCAUGUCACGGAGAUUUCCACCACGAUUGAGGCUGCAGAAGGACUUUGUUCAGAUGUGAAGACAAAUCAAGUCCAGAAAGCAGGACUGGAAAUGGGGGCACUGGGGCUGCAGUGCUCUGCUCUCCCUUCCAAACGAUGACACCGGAUCUUUUUACUGUGCUCGAACAGUGUGAAAUUAUCUUCAGGGUAAUGCCAAAUGCAGACUUGGAUGGAGUUAGAUUGCUCUUUACAUACUUGAGACUAUAAUGAAUCUCCAGCACCAUCUCUGUGGUUGUGCUUGUUUGGCAAAAUAAGGAAUGGACAUUUUAGUAGAAAGCUGUGCUUGCUGUUCAGACCAGGCUGAGUGUUUUAACCCUUACAGUUAUUACAGGCAUUCUUCCCCUUGGGUCAGAGGAGCUUUGUUCAUUCCCAACCGCGAUACGCAUUUGCAUUAUGGUCUUUAAUAUGUUACUUAUCCUUUGGUCAUCUUAGCAUUGAAGCCUUUGCUGACUUCCUACCAAGGGCCCGAGUCUCCACACUGCUGGCUCUGACAAAUCCCCAGCUUGCUGUGUACACAGGGAACUUGGGGAAAGAGGUGAUGCAACCUUGGUGAUACCUGCUGAGCUCUCCCCUGGUGAUAGUGCUGUCUAGGUGGAGCUUUUCAUGGCCAAGAAAUUGUCUCCUGGGGUUGGCUAGCUCUGGGUGGAUCUCUGGAUCCAUUCUGUGGUCUCUGGCAUGGCCAGCUCUGCAUUUGUUCCUUUUCUCACUUGAAAUCGGGCUUUAGUUCCACUUGUUCUGCAGGUCCAGGUCCUUGUUAGUGAGGCCUGAAUGGAGCUGGGAGACUUAUCUCCUUGCAUUGAAAUAACUGGUUCAUCUGAAUAUCUUGUAUCAAAUGAUACGGCUGCAUGACUUGAGGUCAGAGGAAAGGGAAAAGAAGGGCUUCAAAGAAUUUAGUGCAGUCCUGGGAGAACUUAGAGCUACUUGUAUAUUUAGGUAAUGCUAAUGGGUGAUCAGAACAAAUGGCAACUGAAUUUGGCCUUGAAUAAAUCAAUUACCAGAUUUCUGUGUUGGGAAAAUUUUGGGUCAGGGUCGAUCUGGAUUGCUUGGCAAACAGAGAGGUGGGUGUGCGCAUGAAUGUCGCACAGCUGUGGAGCAAAAACUGGCACAAGGCAUUUGGUGGAAAUAGGUUUGCUGAUAGCAAUUCUAAUGCUGUGCAAGAUAAACUUUUGUUUUUGGAAAAGGUUGUAGAAACUGUGGUCAAGUGUCAACAUGUUUCUAAAGGGAGGCUCAUCCUGUAAUUGGAGGUUCCCAGAAGGUCCUCUUAAUUGAACUUCCCUCUAUCAGUGCACACAUUUCUACUGAAGUUUAGGGGGCCUCGUGGGUGGAUUGCCUUUCCUGAGCAAACUGGUGUGUGAUGUGUUGUGGCUCUGCUGGUUUCAGUGUUGCACCAGGCUGAGGGUGCUGGUUGAGCUGCUAGAGCCAUCCUUAGCAGGUCAUUUGGCCCAGGUUUGGUCUGACACUCGCUGUGGGUAUUGCCAGGAUCAAGAGUUCUUCCUGCAGCAUUAAAGCUACGUGUGCUGGGGGAUGUUCUGCUGAGACAUGCAAGGAGAAGGGAGGAAGGGCUGGGAACAGGCUCAUCUAAUACCUGCUUUAUCAGUGAGUUACCUUCACUGUCCUUCUGGAGCAAAGCUGACUUAGGAGCAGAAGCUUCCCUUGACACUUCUAUGUCUUUCAGGGUACACGCAGCAGGGUUCAGUGCUCUACAGUGGUUGUGAUUUUAUUUUUAUUUUGAGGGUUUAGAGUCCUUUGUUCCUUUGUGUGGUAACAAACCAUAUGGUUUGGUAGAGUUCUCUGCUGCAGACUGAUGGUGUGUUGGAGGAGACCAUGAUGGCCCUGGCUGGGUUGGGUGCUCUGGAAACCUUAAUUUCCUUUAGAAGUGGUCAGCAGGGGUGGUUGUUGGUGUGAUGCCACUCAGUAUGAUCAUGGUGACACUCAGAGGUGACACAAAUGCCCUUUGCUCUCUUGAUCUAGAGAAUGUUUCUCUGGUUCCUCCAGAACACGUGUGACACUCGCAGUGUGCUGGCGGGCACAGCGUGCCCUGACCUGUGCUCCUGGGGAAGCGCAUUUGCUUCCUGCUGGGCACCCCUUGAAGUGGCUGGGAGCAGGUCUGCAACCUGCUGCUCUAGCAGGUGCUGCUCUCCACUCCCACCUCGCUCCCCAAAGCAGCCCUGGCUGCUGAUGGGGCCCAGGAGAGGCAUCCCUGCCCCACGAGGAAGAUGUUGGAGGAGAAGCAUCUCUGGUGCUCCUCAGUGUCACUCGUUUGAUCUCUGUCAGUGAUCCCUUGGUGACUGUGGGGAGAAACGGGGGCUCGGCUGGGGCUCGUGAACCUCGCGCAUCCUUGACACACGAGGCAGAGCUAAAGCACGAUUGGAAGCUGCACAGAGGGUGGAAACGUGCCGUGUGUCCUUCCUGCGGGCCGGGAGGGCCUGCGUGAGCCCGAGGUGGGGUCCGGCAGGUGGGACACGGGGGUGCCCCGCUCUCCCUGGCGCAGGUAUGGGGGCACAGCUCGGGGAGGCAGCGGAGCCUGUCCCGGGCACGGCGCUGAGCACGUUUUUCCAGCUGAGCAGCGGCGUGUGCAGCUCCUGCAGAGUGACUCUGCAGUCUGCAGGGCACGGCUGCGCCGGAGGGAGCCGGGUGCAGGGAGCCGGGUGCGGGGGGCUCUCAGCGCUUCCCCUUCCCUGGGAGUCAUUUGACUUCUUUGACUCGCCUGCAGUGUGAAUGCAUGGAGAGAAAGAACGCAGGGGUUUUCAGGGCUGGAUAAAGUAGCUUUUAAGGAGUCUGAAAAAAACUGAGAGAAGAGGUGGGUUUUUUCCUGGCUAAAUAUGUGGGGAAACAAGUAUGAAAUUGGAAAAACCACAAAAAUGAGGAAAGGGUAGAGUUUUGUUGAUGGGAAAGUAAGAGAAAAGGUGCGUGGGGAGAUUGGUGUUUUACCUGCCUGGUAAGUCAGAGGUGGGUAUGCUGCUAAAUACUGAGCACUUUCUUUAAAGCAGAUUAUUUGUGAUAUGUAUUCAGCCUCUACACUAAAUCACACAGCCUUUUUUAUUUUGUUUUUCUUUAUGACUGUGCUUAUGAAAGCUUCUGGUCAGUGAUGUAGCUGAGUGAUUAUUUUACCAAGUCUUAGCUACCAAACUAUCUGGUUUGCACAUUGGCAGAUGAUGAAGCUAGUGGUAGAAUAAAAUAGUGAGAACUCACAGCUAAUAAGCAACACUCAAAUGUCUGAUAAGCCAGCUUUCACUUAAACUACAGGAAAUUAAUUUCUUUGGAUUCUCCAAGGUCACAUCUUCCUUCUUUUUUUUAUUCUAUGUUGCUAAAGAAGCCCUGAGUUUAUUCCUGCAAGACCCUUAGGAUUCUCUGCAAUUUUUAUGCCUUUGCUGUAACUGGAAAGGUUAGACUUCCAAGUAGUAAAAAGUCUGUGUCAGCUCUCCCAACCUCACAGAACCAGCCUACUGAAAAUAAAGACAAGCACAGUAACAAAAAGCAAUUCUCUUGGCCUCAAUCAGCACAAGAAGAGACACCUAAAGGAGUUACUGAAGCACUUUAGCUGUGUUACCUCCAGGUGGGCUCAUGUUGGCAGGUCAGCUGCAAGGCUGUGUGAAGGGGAAAAGUAGAGCGAAAAACAGAAUGAAGAAUUAAGUGUAAGGAGUGACACCAGUAUGUGUGAUGCUGAGAAAUGAUGUGUCUGUAGCAGCAGAUACUGAAAUGUGGAGAAGCGCAUCCCAAAAAUGCAGUCAGGAGGUUUUUACUGGGACUGAAACAGAAGAGUGAUGGGAUUUGUGCAGAAGGUUCCACCCAGCAGUAGAGAAGAGCGAAUCACGGAGGUGUCUCCACCAUGUGCUCAGGUGACAAAGCAUGAGACUUCACUGUAAUCAUAUUGAAUUUCACUUCCCAACUCCCAGCUCAACCUUGAGAGCUCGGGGGAAUACCAGCUAUGAUCUCGUGCAUCUUCUGAGUGCUCUGAAAUCCUCUGCCACCGCAGAGGGUCUUGCACUGAGCUGAACAGAAAGGGGACUUUUCUUCUGGUUUCCCAGUCUCAGGUGAGCUCUACAAGCUCACUGUUGCUGGGUUUUUGGGGGUUUUUGGUUUGUUGUUUUUUUUUUUUUUAACUGUGGAAUGAUGAAUGUGACAUUUGCAUACUCUGCAGGGUGGAAUUUGCUGUAAAUGAGCCACGGUUUUAAAUUUUAAAAUUAAACUUGUAAGGACAAUUGUGAAGAUAAUUUGGAGGAGACAUGGCAGAUUGCAGUAAGAUAACCGUCUUAGCCUCAAUUGGAGGUGAAAUCUGAGUUGAUGUAAUUGUCAGCAGUGAGUGGAACCAAGCAAGCAUGGAGUUUGGAGGGUGAUUGGAAUGGCUGUGCUUGAUUAAGACCAAGUAGAUAGCCUGGGCCAGAGGGAGGGAACACCUCAGACUGUGUGUCUGAUGAUUUGUAAUUCGGUUAAGAUUUAAUUAUGUUGUCUUCACUGUGCUGCCUUGUGUAUCCUACAGCCCCCUCCCUGCUCGCCCCUCUGCCUGCAGCCCAAAGGUGGAGAGAGCCUUGCCAUUUUCAGUUUCUGGGGUUUUUAUAGGGAUUUCUGGCAUCCUUGUCUGAUGUUGUGGGGCUUUAUCAUGAUACUGGUGCGUUUGAGGAGGUGGGGUGGGAUCCUCUUUCAUGGAGAUGCUGGACUUCUGGGUGCAUUAGUGGAUUCUCCUUUGUAUGGAGAUGGAUCUGGCCUUGGGCAGAGCUUCUCUGGAGUUUGGGUCUGUCCUUGAUGUGCAAGCAGAAAAGUGUGCUGCAGCUCUAAGAGUGACAACCCUUUCAGAGGGAAACACCAUCCUGUAUCAGUUUCCACAUUGUGGGAUCCAGCUGGCUUCUGGGCCCUACCAAAAUGGCUCCUGUAUUUAAACAAGAGUCUUUGAGAUGUGUAUUUUGCUUGAUUGUGACAGAAAUUUUAGUUCAGUAUCCAGUGGCUUAAAGAGCAGUUUGGGGGGGGUUACUCUGAUCAUUUGGACCAGAAUCAUGUAGGGUUGCUCUCCUGGAAGGCCUCAGGCCUCCAGUGGUAUCACUCCAGGCUUACUGUGAUUAAAGGAUAUGAGGCAGAGAGCUGGGUCUCCAACAGCUCCAUGGGAAGAGUAAACAAACACCUUUAAGUUGCUUUGGACUUUCUCUGAUGUUCCUUGUUGAGUUCAUGCUUGGGAAUGUUGAGACUCAUGCUCUGGAGCAGCAGCACUUUGCUGCUUCUCCACUUUGGAGAUGAGGGGAAGGGGUUAACGGGAGAGAACACCCAGUGUUUGUUCUCUCCAGUGCAAGCACUGAUAAGUGAAUGGGAGAAACAACAGCCUGUGACCUUCCAGUUAUUCCUUGUGUUCCUGUGCAUAUGUGAGCGUUGGAUUUGUAGGACUGUCUGUUUGGAGAGCUCUCAUUCUACUGAUCAGGUUCCCCAGAACCCAGUUGGCAUCUCUGGUGCUCGGAGAAGAGACCUGGACCCUUUUCCAUCCAUGUGGAUCUCUGAAAGGUGUUUUUGCCAGGCACAGUGCUGGUCCUGCUGGUGACUGUGUGUCCAGCUGGUGUCACGGCCCUGCUGGGUCUGCCCUGCUCCCUUCGGUCUGGAGGACACUGGACAUCAGCACUGAGAUAUAUUUCCAACUGAUGGCCAGUCUGAACUUACAACUCCAGCGAAAGUGGUGAGGGCUGCCAACCCAAGACAGAGGAAGGGAAGCAAGGUUGGUGACUUCGGUGAUGCCACAAAUUGGCCAACACCUGGAGAAAUAGCCCACAAGAGUGUCCAGCAGCCACACAAAGCACCGUCCCUUCGGAAGCUGCCUGUCAAGAAAGACAUGAAAGAGCAGGAAAAGGGAGAUGGGAGCGAUGGCAAAGAGAGCCUGAAAACCAAAUCUGAUGAGUCUGGGGAGGAGAAGAAUGGUGAUGAUGACAACCAGAAGUCAGCCCAGAAGAAGAAAGGCAACAAACACAAGUGGGUCCCUCUGCAGAUAGACAUGAAGUCAGAGGUGCCUAGGGACAAAACAGCCUCUCGGAACAACCGGCAAAACGAGCAGCACAGGCACCCCUCCAACAACCGCAGCGAGCUCAAAGGCUGGCACCCCGACAACAAGCACGAGCGCAGCUGGCAGGACCACGACGAGACCUCCAGCGUGAAGAGCGAGGGAGGCGCCGUGCGAGGAACCUUCCGGGGCCGGGGCCGCGGCCGGGGCAGGGGCCGUGGCCGUGGCAGAGGAGGGCACUUUGACUACCAGUAUGGGUACCGGAAAUUCGAGGGCUCGGACGGCUCCCGCACCCAGAAGUACGCCAGCAACAUCACCUACUACUUCGACAACAUCAGCAGUGCUGAGCUCUACAGCGUGGACCAGGAGCUGCUCAAGGACUACAUCAAGAGGCAGAUAGAAUAUUACUUCAGUGUGGACAACCUGGAGCGGGACUUCUUCCUGCGCCGCAAGAUGGACUCGGAAGGCUUCCUGCCCAUCACGCUGAUCGCCAGCUUCCACCGCGUGCAGGCGCUGACCACAGACAUCAGCCUCAUCAUCAAGGCUCUGAAGGACAGCAAGGUGGUGGAAAUCGUGGAUGAGAAGAUCAGGAGAAAAGAGCAGCCAGAAAAAUGGGCUCUGCCUGGCCCUCCUAUGGCAGACUACACACAGACAGACUUCUCACAGUUCAUUAAUUGCCCUGAGUUUGUGCCCCGGCAGAGCUUCCAGAAGGAGACUGAGUCCGCUCCAGGCUCCCCACGUCCUGCCAGCCCAGUCCCCACCAAAACAGAGGAGGUCAGUAACCUGAAGACAAUGCCCAAGGGCCUGUCCACAAGUCUGCCAGACCUGGAUUCAGAGACAUGGAUCGAAGUGAAGAAGAGACCCCGACCUUCCCCAGCCAGGCCCAAGAAACCAGAGGAGUCAAAGACACCGCAGCAGCAGAAGCAAAAGGACCAAGAUGAACCUGAGGAGCUCGACUUCCUCUUCGAUGAGGAGAUGGAGCAGAUGGACGGCCGCAAGAACACCUUCACCGACUGGUCAGACGAGGACUCGGAUUACGAGAUCGACGACCGCGACGUGAACAAGAUCCUCAUCGUGACACAGACCCCUCCGUACCUGCGCCGCCAUCCCGGCGGGGACCGGACUGGCAACCACACCUCCAGGGCUAAAAUGAGCUCGGAGCUGGCCAAGGUCAUCAACGAUGGGCUGUACUACUAUGAGCAGGACCUGUGGACAGAGCAGUUUGAGCCAGAGUAUUCGCAGAUCAAGCAAGAGGUGGAGAACUUCAAGAAGGUGAAUAUGAUCAGCAGGGAGCAGUUUGACACCCUGACCCCAGAGCCCCCCGUGGAUCCAAACCAGGAAGUCCCUCCUGGUCCCCCCAGGUUCCAGCAAGUACCUACAGACGCUUUGGCCAACAAGCUCUUCGGAGUCCCUGAGCCUUCCACCAUCGCCCGCUCCUUGCCCACGACCGUCCCAGAAUCGCCCAACUACCGCAACGCCAGGACGCCCCGCACGCCGCGCACGCCGCAGCUCAAGGACCCGACGCAGACGCCCCGGUUCUACCCAGUGGUGAAAGAGGGCAGGACGAUAGAUGCCAAGACUCCACGGAAGAGGAAGACGAGGCACAGUUCGAACCCUCCGAUGGAGUGCCACGUGGGCUGGGUUAUGGACUCCAGGGAGCACAGGCCCCGGACUGCCUCCAUCAGCUCCAGCCCCUCGGAGGGGACCCCGGCUGUUGGGAGCUACGGCUGCACCCCGCAGUCCCUGCCCAAGUUCCAGCAUCCCUCACACGAGCUGCUCAAGGAGAACGGCUUCACACAACACGUCUACCACAAGUACCGGCGGCGCUGCCUUAACGAGCGAAAACGACUGGGCAUUGGUCAGUCCCAGGAGAUGAACACGCUUUUCCGGUUCUGGUCCUUCUUCCUCCGAGAUCACUUCAACAAGAAAAUGUAUGAGGAGUUCAAGCAGCUGGCUGUGGAGGAUGGGAAGGAGGGAUACAGGUACGGUCUGGAGUGCCUUUUCAGAUACUACAGCUACGGGCUGGAGAAGAAAUUCCGGCCAGACAUAUUUAAGGACUUCCAAGAAGAGACCAUCAAGGAUUAUGAAGCUGGGCAGCUCUACGGGCUGGAAAAGUUUUGGGCCUUCUUAAAAUAUUCCAAAGCCAAAAAUCUGGACAUUAACAGCAAACUGCAAGAAUACCUCAGCAAGUUCAAGCGCCUCGAGGACUUCCGAGUAGAUCCACCCAUGGGGGAGGAAGGUGGACACAAGAGAUACCCUACGACGUCAGGGGGAGAUGGCAGGAAGCGCUACCCAUCCCAGUCUUCCAGCAAAACGGUCAGCCAGUGCCCAUCCAGCCAAGCCCACGCCUCACCCAGCCAGCCUGCACAAGAGGAUGCCAAAAACCUGAGCCAGCAAUCCCCUGCCCCAUCAGCUGCAGAGUCGCAGACAGUGGGGAAGUAGAGCGGCUGCAGCAUCUGCUUCCUGCCGGGGGGUGGGCUGGGGUGGUGGGGAAUGGCUCGGAGAAGGGCAGACAUGAGGGGGUGGGACAGGAGGGAGCUGGAAGGUGGGUUCCCAGGAACAGGCUGCUUGGGAGAAAACUUCAACGCACACGAUUUUCUUCUCUUGUGGCUGGAAAGCAAAGAUGAUCUGCAUCCAAAACACCGUUUUGCUAUUACUACCCUGACCAGAGCCAGACCCGCUCCCAGCAGACCCAACCUUUCCCUUCUCUCUCCUCCUGUGCACACACUCAUGUCUUAGUGUCUCUUCAAAAAAAAAAUGUGUUCUGGCUGGGUUGGAAAGGGGAGAUUUUUUUAUUAUUAUAUAUAUAUAUCAAGUUUUAAAUUAUUGCUAGAAGUUCGUCUGGAUUUUACCAAAACAAGUCUGCUCUGUGUGGCCCCAACGAGUCCCCUGUGUGUCCCCCUCGGAUGGCGGGGCAGCCGCUCAGGAAGCUCGGAGGAGCGAGGUUCCCCAGUGGGGGACCGAAGCCACAGCGUGUGACGAUGCUGCGGAGCCUCUGACCUCCAUGACCCGGCUGGCGUCCGCCGAUCCCCGUGCGCGGUGCCUCUCCCAACGCCGGCCUCUGCCACAGGAGCGUCGCUGUUCGUUCUCCUGCUCCCUUCUCCCCGACGUCUUCACCUUCCCGAGGGUCUGGCUCUCCCUCUGUGCACCUCUCCCUUCUGUCACGGACAAUUUGGAAGUCAACCAAAGGACCUUUGCCAAGGAUAGGCUUGUUCUGACUCCUUCCUGCGAGGAUGGCUGGUUGGGAGGCUGGCAGGCACCUGGACUCGAGCCUGCGUGGACGGUGCACCCACUGCCCCAGGAAUGCCCAUCGCUUGCAAAGACAUGACUUUGCUGAAGGAGCUUUUCUCUUCCUUUUCCCUUGGAAAAAAUGACAUAAAAGGAAAAAAAAAAACGACCCACAAACCCCUCUAAAACAACAACAGAAAAACUAGAAAAACUCUUUAAAAAAAGACACAUCUCCCUUUGCUUUCUUCCUUGGAAAUAUUACUGAAGAAAAAAAGAAAAAAAAAAACAAACAAAAAAACCCCAAAAACACACAAAAAAAAAGUUGCCUUAUGGUGGAGCUGGACUGGGGAGGCUUGUUGGCUUCCUGCACCCUGGGGUGUACUGCGCUCCCCCAGGCCCAGAGACUCCUCACGGCAUUGCUGCCGAGCUGAUCUUCCCUGCGGCCUUUCCUCCGACCCCGCAGCUCGCUCGGAUGCCUCCCCUGUCACGGAGCCUCCCUGCCAGGCCCGAGUCUCCUGGGGCAGGGGCUGAGGGCAGUCGCAUCCCAGACUCUGCUCGUGUUGCAGCCGCUCCGCUGUGUCGGUACCGUGGCAGCCUUGUCCCCACCACAGCGACUCUUCUGUCAUGGCCUUGCUCGCACCCCCAGCCCUCCCUGGGCAGGAGGUGCCUCUGCUCCUGUCUGUGCUUCCAGCGUGGUUGGGGAGUGAGCAGGGAGCUUGUCACAGCAGCUGGGGGCACUGGUCCUGGCUGUGAGCGAGGGCUGCUUCUGCUGUACCUGACAGGGAGUGAGGCAGCCCUGGGAAAGCUGUCCCACAGCAGUCACCGGCUCAGGGCUGCUGGUGGGACUUGUGCAGGGGUGAGCAGGAGCCCUGCCUGGUACAGGAGAGCUCUUGCCUGGGUUUCCUUGUGUGUUGUGUUGUGGCAGGCGCCUGCAUGGAGUCUCCCACUCAGGGCACAGCCCCUGUGCAUUUCCAAGGGCUGAGAUGACACCGUGUAGCUCCUUACUCAGCUGUGGCAGGGGGUGACUGCAGAGCUGCUGUGGCAUUUACUUGAUUCAUCCUUAACACCCAGCACCAGGUGGACUUUGGUGGGCAAACCCUCCCCAGGCUGUGAGCUGAAUCCUUUGUGAGGGGCAUGUGUCAGAUCUCGGAGAUACCAGUGCUACCUCUGGAGAUGCUCCAGAGAUAGCACUGGAAAGUCGUGUUCCUUUCCAGCCAGACCCACUUGCCUUGCUGUCACCAUGCUCCUUCUGCUGGCUCCCUGGGAUACCAGGCUUGGCUGUGGCUCAGGCUCCAGAGCUGUGCUCCUGUGUGCAGUGUGGAUGCACCACUCGAAGGGUGCAGCUCGUUGUGUUGCCCUUUCUGCAGUCACAAGCUGGUACUGAGCAGUUUCCCAAGGGAUCCAGUUGAUCCAGAGCUGUCUCUCUUAGCUGGGAUCAGUCUCAUCUCUCCAGGGCUGUCCCUUGUACAGCUGCAGGGUGGGUGGGAGAGAGCAGCCAGGAGCUGAGAGUAGGAGUAAGAGGAGAAGCACGGCCAGGCUGUCCAUCAGCAGUGGCUGUGGGUGCUCGUGGGCCCUGGCUGAGGCCAUCCCUUCCCAAACUGACACUGCCUCCAGGAUGCUGCCUUCCUGGGGGCGGGUGGGCUGGUCCGAGUGGAGUGGCUUCAUGAACUGCUGCUAGAAUCGAAAGCACAGCUGGCUUUGAGAGGCUGGGGAGCUGCUACUUGGCUGUUUCCUGGUGGUGAGAUCCUGCCCUGCUCCAUCCAGCCCUGCCAUGUCACCCUGCAGCUGGUACCACUCACAGGCCUGACUGCAGCAGGCGAGCCCAUCCGAGGCCGUGGGUCUCUGUUAUGGCAGCAGCGCUCUGGGGUUGUGGGGUGGGAACUGGGCAAGAUGGGCAAAAGUAACUCUUGUACAGUGCUGUGGCCGUGACUGUUAUCUCUGGAUUUCCCCUCUUGUGAGCUGGAGUCAGAUCUCUGAGGUUGCAUUGAUAGGUGGGCUUGUCCCAGAUUUGGGGAGGAGGAGGCUGGAGGGUCGAUCAAGGACAUUGUAGAUGUGUUGCUGGUUGUUUGCAAGUGGAGGCAGGUCUGGAUGUGCCACAGGUGAUCCUUGCUGCUGUGUCUGUGCUCCUUUCAUUGGCGUGUGUGCGUGGCUCUCUUGAAGCCGAUUGUCUGCGUUUCAGCAACAAAUUCAUAGGAAAUGGGGAGGGGUGAGCUGCUGCCAUGGAGUUGUUGCUUGUAGGGCAGACUAUGGAUUUGCUUGGGUUGUAGAAGAGGUAGGACAUUUCCCAGAGAAUUUCCCAAAAUACUGAUUUUAAGUAAUUUUUAAUUUCUGAUCCUGAGGCUCUAGUCUUGGCAUGGAAGUGUUAACCCUUCCCCCUCUGCCAAGUUAGUGGUUUGUCACACUGCUGUGUGCACCCAGGGGAAGGUGGGUCAGAAGAGCAAUCUCAGUGGUCCCCGUGCCCUCCAGGUUUGUGGACCGUGUGCCUUGUUUUGCUGUUCAUGGGACAGCAGUGGGCAGGACAGAGCAAAGAUGGAGGUGACAGCCCGAGGCAGCUGCUGCUGGCUCACCCCUGUGUUCCUGCAGGGAAGGGAGCACAGAACCCUUCCCUCCUGCUCCGUGCCAGGGUGGCGCUGGCAGAGGGCAGGGAGCUCCCCGGGUGCGUGGUCUGUGCCCAGCUGGGUCACGAGUGGCUGCAGCAAGGCUCGUGUCCCCACUGGAUGAAGGGACAGCUGUCCAGAAGGGGUUUGCAUUUAAGGAAGCUCUGGCCCCUCUGCAGAGGAGGGAGUUAAUCCUUGCUUUUAGUAUGAAUGCCCCACCUCCACCAUGUGUUGUGCUUUUUUGAAUUUUAGAGGACUGAGUGGUUGCACAUGUGCUCCUGUGAGUGCUGAUAGUCCCACAGCUCACGAGAGCUGCAUGGUGCUGGUGCCCAGCCACUGGCAGAGCCUGGGGGGAGCCCCAGCUGCUUCUGGAAAGGCUGAGGGAAGCCGAGUCAGGGGAGCAUUCCUCAUCCUGCCCCUCUUCUCGGGAGGUCCUCCUUGCCGAGGUUAACUUGUUGUUAGCAGGUGGCUGUAACAGGUACAGAGCUGUGGUGUGGGGUCAGAGUGGAGGUGGAAGGUGUGUUUUUGAGGAGGCUUUGUUGCUUUGCCGUGCUCAUUUGGGAAAAACAAUUAAAAAGUAACGAUGAUGCUGCUCUGGUUUUGCCUGUCCAUCUCUUCUGCUGCCCCCUGGCACCUCUGAUGGCACCUUCUCACUGUAGCCCGUGGGGUCCCUGAGUUCUGGCACCUGCUGGGGACUGAUUGUUGUACUGUAACAAACUGAUGUGUUUAACCUCAGUGUCCUGCCGCGUUCCACGUGGCAGUGCAGAGGGGGCCUUCUAGCUGUUAAUGCCUUCCCAGUUAUUUUAUCAAAAGGAAAAAAAAGGAAAACUGUAAAUGUAGCAAGCUGUGUUUGCAAUGCUUACUGUCUCCUGUCUCUGAGGCUGGUUAUGUCACUUGUCACUGUUUGAAAUGGAUGCUGGGCUCUUCCUGAGAAGAUUGUUACACUUGAUGUUAAAUGCCUCACUGACUUUUUUUAAAGAUUCCAAUACAGGUAACAGAUAAAAGAGUUUCUUUUCAUUUUUCUUUUCCUAAGCAAAUGUUCAUCUCGGUGGUGUGGAGCGGGUGGCUGGAGGGCAGCAUUGCCAGGAGUAGUUUACAGUUUCACUUUCUGCAGACACUUGAACAUAGGACCGAUGUAUCUGUGACAAGCACAUCCCCUUGGUGGGAAGCUCCAGAGGAGCAGGGGGUGCUCUGGGUGCCAGCUGGCCCUGUGGAGCGUGCUGGGCUCCCUGCAGCUCCUCACGCUGUCCUCCUGCUCUCUCCCCAGGUGUCAGCCCUGCGCCGGGGUGGCUUGUGCCAGUGGUGCCCCUCGUGGGAGGGGGUGCUUGGCACCACUUGGUCCCUCCAGCCUCCCUGGUGCAGCCCUGCUCCCCAUCUUCCCCCCCAGCCUGUCCUGGUCCCACUGGGCUUGGAAACCUUUGGAUCUGUGGCUCAGAGACACCCACUGAGCUGCACCCCAGCGAGUGCAGCUUUCUGCUCGCUCGCCUGGAGCCAAAGGGGUGAUGGUUCGAUGUGCUGGCCCUUCUCAAACCCUGUGUGUCCAACCUCAGCCUUCUGCUUCCCAAAACUAGAGAGUGUGUGCAACCUUCUUCAGCUGCAUUUAUAGUAGAGACAAACUUAAAAUGACUCAUCACAGACCAUGUAUCACUCGGGAGGAAAACCUUGUUAAUACGGCCUGCUGUACAUGAUCCAUCUCUGUCGAUAGUACAUAAUCUUUGACCCAUGUGCUAGGAUCAUCAUCACGUAUAAAAGGAAAAGAGAAAAAUGUAAAAUACUUGAAUGAGAGCUUGUAUUAUAACAUUAAUAUUAUUCAGAGUAUCUGCUUUCUAGGCUGAUGUGAUUCAUUAUUCUAGUAAUGCUUUAGUCCUUUGUAAUUUGUGGUAAUUAUGCUUUUUCCUUUUUAAUACAAAAAAAAAUGUAUAAAAAUAAAAAGUUCAAAAGACA